Molecule: messenger RNA, 1051 nt
Organism: Capsicum annuum
Lineage: Eukaryota; Viridiplantae; Streptophyta; Magnoliopsida; Solanales; Solanaceae
Product: auxin-induced protein 10A5
Exons: 1
Coding region: 332-778 (148 amino acids)
Biological process (GO): response to auxin
Source: RefSeq, a predicted model, not a curated record
CUUUCAAUGAUUUUCUAGAGACGGAAUCUUAAAAUCAAACCUUAUAAACAAAAAAAUAUUGAAUAAAUGGAAAACAAAAUCCACAUAAACGUCAUUAGUCGUAAAUUAGGCACCACAAUAACAACUAAUCAUAAUCACUUUUUUCUUUCCACCACAUAGAUCUCAUAAUGUUUGUCCAAUGUCGUAGAUAUUCUCAACUAUCAAGGAUAAUUUAGUCAUUCUGUUCAUCAAGUCUAUAUAAGAAUACCACAUUAACCACCUCUACUUGCAUUCGACUUUCAACCAAAGCAGAAACCAUAGAGCUUUUUCCCACUAAAACCAUUCUUUUACAAUGUCUCCUGAUAUGGGAAAAUUGAACAGGAUCCAUUGCAUCGUGAGGAUUACUCAAAUGCUCCGACAAUGGAAGAAAAGAGCUACAUCUUCUUCAUCUAGACGCACUGCUUCUGAUGUGCCUCCUGGACAUGUGGCUAUAUCAGUAGGCAGUAGUUGCAGGAGAUUCGUGGUGCGAGCUACGUAUUUGAAUCAUCCAAUUUUCAGGAAGCUACUGAUUCAGGCUGAGGAAGAAUACGGGUUUUCGAACCAUGGAACCUUGGCUAUACCUUGUGAUGAGUUUCUUUUCGAGGAGAUCCUUAGGUUUGUCUCUCGAUCUGGAUCGAGUAAUAACUGGAAUCGUUCGUUUAACAUUGAGGAUUUUCAGAAAUCAUGCCAUGCAAGGUACAGGAAUAGCGUAGAGAAUUUUGGUGAAUCUCGACCGUUACUUGGCGGAUCUAUGUGUUAAAAAAGAACAGAAAAAUUUGAUAUUUAGGAGUAGAAAGUAUUUUCUGAUGUUGAAAAUGGAGAUGGCGGAACAAAGGCCUUGGAGGACUGAGUCAUCUUGUUUUGGUGACAGACACCAGAUUGUAAAGAGUGUCUGUUAUUCCUUUUCUCAAACUUUACGUUAUAUUUUUAUUUUUUUUUAGUAAAAAAAACAAAGUUGUAAAAUUUGAUGAUACUUACAUUAUUAAUAUACUACUCUUCAUGAAAUGAAAGUUUUUUAUUUUUUAUUUUGCGA